AUUUCACGGGCAAGCGCGUGCAUCGGAUUGUUUUCCGGUUGUAAACCAUAUUUGGCAUGCGAAACUAUCUUGCAGUACAAAAAUGCGAGUUUGAAGUUUAUAGCUUUAUAUUCAAACCCUUCUUUGGAUUUAGGUCGUGAACUGAACUCUUUUUCACUGUCUGUUUAACAAUAGAAUAGAAAUAUAUAAAUAUGUCGGUGCUCACGCAAGUUUCCAAACCAAAUGAUUUGUGGAACGACAUCUGCAAAGAAUUUCAGUCCAGGCGUCCAUCAUAUGAUGAUGAUGCAGCUUCAGUCUCAACAGACUAUGAAGACUUUGAUCCUGCAAAGCACACUCCUGUCUUCUAUGGCCAAAUGCAUGCCAAAGUAACAGUAGAUUUUGAUGUCGCAGCAGAGGUUGAUCCUGCUAUUAGCCAUCCAUCAUGCAUUGGUUACGCAUUUUGCCAAAAACCAUCCACUACUAAACCACCUCAGUCUCAACCUGCUCCACCAAAAGACACAUGUCCACCACGUGUUUAUUUGGAGCACUAUGUCUUUCCCUACAUUCUUCCUGCACUUGAAGAAACACUUAAAACAGCAAAAGAAGAGAGAUGCUUUCAGAGAAAAUGGGUGAAAUUCAAUGCUCUUGAUUUUAUGUCGGAGUACCUAUACAGGAAGAAUCCAAACUUUACUGGACGUGAAGAGACUAAGUUGAUGGAAAUUCCAUUUGUGAAAGAAUGGCUCAAAGAUAACCCAAGACCACCUUUGCCACUUUCUUUGGUCUGGACAGAGGAUGAAGCUGCUCUGGUUAUUCAAUCACGCUGGCGAGGAUAUCAGGUGCGAAAAACUCCUGAAGUGCAAGAACUGUGGCAGUGGCAGCGAGAAUGGCGAGAGAUCAAUAGAAACAUCCAAAGCUGUGUCAAUGACUUUUGGGAAAGCAAAAUGCCUGAAAAGGGUGACACUACAUCCCCAGAACUAGAAGAAAAAUCAGAAUAAAGUAGAAACAUUGUUGGUGAACCUCUAGCUUCUUUGUUUAGCUGUUACAGAUACAACUUCUCCAUGGUGCUGAUUUCUUAAUCAGCGGCAUACCUGUUCAUUUUUAUGGUGGGGGUUUGGAGAGUUGCAACAUUGUGAAGGUUUUUGUUUUUUUUCCAACAAAGCAGGUAUGUUUCCAAAAAGAUGCACCUCCAAAAUAAGGUCAUGAAAUGAGGAAACCAAAUCAUCAAGAGACUUUACAAUUUAGUCAGGAACAUUACUUGACUAUUUAUCCCACCCACCUCUACUCAUUUAAGAAAAUGCUGGAUAGCACCAACAUUAAAUAACUGCGCACUUUCAGUUUUCAGGAGAAACUUUUAUGCAGCUGGAAUAUUUUCACUGAAUAUUUGAAUGCUUUCUCUGAGUCUUAUUCAAUUUCAGAUGCAUCCCUCUUCUCGUGGUUUUAUGAUUACAAAGUCAAUUUUUGUUUGGGGACUGAACUUUCAAGAAAAAAAAUUGUCAACUUCUAACAUCAACUUAGUUAAUUAUCUAUUUUUAAACAGAUGCUAUUUAUACAUUCUCUCAGGCUCACAAAGUUAAUUUAAUGUGUCAUGAGAAUGAUCAAUGUAGUACAGCACUUUCAAAAAAAUUUUUUUAUAUAUAUAACCAAAAUUAUAUUUAUACACAUUUCAGUAAUGUAAAUUAAAAACAUAUUCAUUGAUCAA
Molecule: messenger RNA, 1678 nt
Organism: Pomacea canaliculata
Lineage: Eukaryota; Metazoa; Mollusca; Gastropoda; Architaenioglossa; Ampullariidae
Product: IQ domain-containing protein K-like
Exons: 7
Coding region: 192-974 (260 amino acids)
Molecular function (GO): protein binding
Source: RefSeq, a predicted model, not a curated record